ACGUUUGCUUAUUAAUAAUUGUGGUGGUUCUGUUGGUGUGUUGAAACCAGUGCAAAUGAGUACUAUAGAAGAGGAUUACAAGCCUCCAGUAGAAUUUCAAGUGGAUGCCAAGGACCCUCUUGUUGACAUCUCUUUGACAGAUUCGACUGAGCUUUGGCUCAUCCAAUGGCCGAUUAAUCAACCUCCUGAUUUUGAUGGGGAAGAGGUGUCACUAAAGCUCCAUAAUGAUGGACAUUUAGGCAGCUUUGAGAGUUCCUCUGGAAAAUCAUAUAAAUUGGUUAGCUUUGCAGCACAAGAACCAGAUGCUACAGUUUUCCUAUCCUCUCCGUCAGAGUCGAAAGCUGUUGGAAAGAUUUCACGGCGGGUUUCUUUAGUCCAUUACCCAGAACCUACAGAGUUGGAGAAACCCAUUUCUAAUCAUCCAAGCCGAUUGAGUCAGAGAUCGGGGACUUCCACCUAUACAUCCCAUCCCAUGGCAACUCCAACCCAUAGUAAGAAAGAGAGAGAGAUGGCUUUAGAGUUGCAGAAGAGGAAUGGAAUGUUCAUGGAGCAUCAUGCGCCGGAGGUGAUGGAGAAGGGAUUCAGUGGGAAGUCCAACUUGGAUGAUGAUGGUCGGGAAAAGCGAACUGGAACGAUGGUCACUGCAAGUGCUCAUAUAAUUACUGCUGUUAUUGGAUCGGGUGUUCUAUCGCUAGCCUGGGCGAUAGCUCAGUUAGGUUGGGUGGCCGGACCUGCUGCUCUACUAGCCUUCUCUGUUAUCACCUGGUUCACCUCCACUCUGCUCGCCGACUGUUACAGGUUUCCUGACCCUAUUUCCGGCCAGAGAAGCUAUACCUACAUGGAUGUUGUGAGAUCCAAUUUAGGGGGAAUGAAAUUUAAACUCUGUGGAUUGGCUCAGUAUGCGAACCUUAUAGGAACUACAAUCGGAUACACUAUCACUGCAUCCAUCAGUAUGGUGGCUAUCCAAAGGUCAAAUUGUUUCCACCAGAACGGUCAUCAAGCUCCUUGCUACACAUCGAAUUAUCCAUUCAUGGUGAUAUUUGCAUCCAUACAGAUCGUUCUUUCUCAGAUACCCAAUUUCCAUAAGCUCUCAUGGCUCUCCAUUGUAGCUGCAAUCAUGUCUUUCGCUUAUUCUUCAAUUGGAGUGGGUCUCUCCAUAGCAAAAGUUGCAGAGAAAGGGCAUCAUAUGAGAACAACCCUAACGGGGGUUACCGUAGGGGUAGAUGUCUCGGGUACGGAAAAGGUGUGGAGGACCUUCCAAGCCCUCGGAAACAUUGCCUUUGCCUAUUCUUAUUCCAUGGUCCUUAUCGAGAUACAGGACACACUAAAAUCAAGCCCGCCGGAAAACAAAGUGAUGAAGAAGGCUUCUCUCGUCGGAGUCUUGACGACCACCUUGUUCUAUAUGCUAUGCGGCUGCAUGGGUUACGCUGCGUUUGGGAACGAUGCACCAGGAAACUUUCUCACUGGCUUUGGUUUCUAUGAGCCCUUUUGGCUCAUAGACUUUGCAAACAUCUGCAUUGCAAUCCAUCUCAUCGGAGCAUACCAGGUGUUCUGCCAACCCAUAUUUGGAUUCGUUGAAAAUCGGUGCAACCAACGGUGGCCGGAAAACGGAUUCCUAACGAACGAAUAUGCCGUUAACAUUCCAUUCUACGGUUCAUAUUACAUCAACUUCUUCCGAUUGAUAUGGAGGACGGCAUACGUGAUCUUGACCUCAGUUCUGGCCAUGAUUCUUCCAUUUUUCAAUGAUUUCAUUGGAUUGAUGGGAGCUGCUUCCUUCUAUCCACUCACUGUUUACUUCCCCAUUGAAAUGCACAUUGCACAGGCUAAGCUACAGAAGUAUUCUUUAAGGUGGACAUGGCUCAAAAUACUGAGCUGGGCUUGCUUGAUUGUUUCAAUUCUUGCCUUUGCCGGAUCUGUUCAGGGUCUUGUGGCAGAUGUCAAGACCUAUAAGCCGUUUAAGAUAAAAAAUUAACUAUUAAUUAAUGUCUCUUUAUAUAUACUUAGAUUGUAGUUGAUCACCAAU
Telopea speciosissima is the source of this 2023-nucleotide messenger RNA. Its product is annotated as amino acid permease 6-like. Lineage: Eukaryota; Viridiplantae; Streptophyta; Magnoliopsida; Proteales; Proteaceae. The coding region runs from base 56 to 1972 and encodes 638 amino acids. The transcript has 11 exons. Gene Ontology annotation, cellular component: plasma membrane. The record is from RefSeq and is a predicted model, not a curated record.